Molecule: messenger RNA, 1804 nt
Organism: Nematolebias whitei (Rio pearlfish)
Lineage: Eukaryota; Metazoa; Chordata; Actinopteri; Cyprinodontiformes; Rivulidae
Gene: lrrc75ba
Product: leucine rich repeat containing 75Ba
Exons: 4
Coding region: 265-1383 (372 amino acids)
Source: RefSeq, a predicted model, not a curated record
GAAAAAAGAAAAAACUAAAUCGCAGCGUAAACAGCAGAGACGGACGAGGACGAAGCAUCCCAGAAGCAGAACCGUGCCAGAUGCGUGAUUCGGUGGAGGCUGGUUUCACCGUCUGGGCGUGAGGCUGUGCGUGUGCGUGUGCUUGCAGCGGACCGACGGACACACUCCUGUUUCCCAACAUCUCCUCUGCAGAAAAACAAGCGGGGCUGCUCAUGGCUCCGUCCUCUCUGUAGUUCUGCUCCUGUGCACGCGCAGCUCGCCGCCAUGGGGUCCAGACUGAGCAGGCAGGGCAGCCUGGACAAUGAGGAUUUCUCCAGGAAGAGACGCAGGCUCCUGGACGGCGCCGGACAGAGUGAGCGGGGGGGCGGCCGGGGCGGGGGGGACUUUCUGUUUGCGCUGAUGCUGAAAUCAGACAAACUGCCGGGGAUGCUGCGCAGGACCAACCACAGCCCGUACGUGAGGCGGGUCGCGUGGAUCAAGGAGAUCCAGAAGCUGCUGCGCGAGCGCAGGAUGGAGCAGGCGACGGACGUGCUCAAAUUACUGAGGAAGGAUAUGGGUUUGGAGGGCACCUCACUGAACGACAUCUUGUACAAAAAUGCUGCCUUCCUCAACCUGGUGGAUCCGAUCUCCCACGAGCUGCUGCUCAGCUUGGCCCGAGAGAUGCAGUGUCCUAAGAAGGACGCAGACAUAAUAAAGUCUUCAGAUAAGAUCUGCAGGCAGCUGAUCUACCACCUGACCCCGCACUCAAAGUGGCUGAGGCAGAGCAUGUCCAGACGGAAAUCCCAGGCCUGUCUCAAGACAACUCUGCAGAAAAAGCUAAGUAGCGACAGUGUUGACCUAUCUGGAAUCCCUCUGUCCACUCGUGAUGUCCAACAAAUUGCCUUUUAUCUUCAGAACAACAAAGACAGUAUCUUGGCUGUGGACAUCAGCUUUACCGAACUCCACGACGACAACCUGAGGUUGUUGCUGCCUCUUCUCGCCUCCUUGCCCAAACUCAGCACACUUGCUCUCAAUGGUAACCGCCUCACCUUGGUCAUACUUAAGGACCUCACUGAAAUGCUUAAAGAACCCAAAAACUUCUCCAGUCUGGCCUGGAUAGAUCUGGGCAACAAUGUGGACAUUUUUACCAUGCCUCAGCCACUACUGGUUGCAUUGCGACGGCGUUGCAGCCUCAAGAGCAGUCUACCGACCAUCUAUGAGUACACAGAGGGUCAACCAUACUCCUACCACCUUGAGACCUCUAUAGAGGAACCCAGCCACUACGAGGAGGAAGAGGAGGAAGAUGAAGAAGAGGAUGUGGAAAGUAAAUCUGAGUUGGAACCAUGGUGUUUAGGGGAGAAACAGCUCUCCAAAACUUUCACUCUCCACUACUGUGAGAGGUGAUGGAGUAUCUUCUGUUCAAGGCUCCUUCAGCUGUGGUUGAAGCAACGUCCCACAGGACUCUGAUACCUCCUUCUCCCUUUUGUCCUCACACCACGAGCCCAGUCAUCCUUAGAUGCACAAGGGAGACCAGUGUCCAUAUUGUGAACAUAUCGUUCAAACACGGUUACCAAGCUACUCCUGCCCAUCUCUGAGUUAAUCCCCCCCAUGACAGUGACAGUGAAGUGACGAUCAGACUUACUGUGUUGGUGGACGGUGCUCUGGGGAACAAGGUGCGGUUUCAUUGGAGGGGGGCUGGAAGAAUUAAUGAACCAGUGCUCUCUCUUUCUUUUUAUCUCUGUGACACUGGCAGCCAAGGGGCCAAUCUCAAGGAGAUUUAAAUCAGUUGGUCGGAUGACGGAGCUGCAUCCCGGCGGUAGUUGAG